AGAGACCGGGCUGCUGGAUCAGGACCAAGAUAAGGACUAGGAUCAGGACGAGGAUCGAGACGGUACGGUGUGUGGACAGUGCGUCAUGCGGACUCGGAUGUCGCGCAGCAAAAGUCAUUAAAAACCUGAAGGCUGGAUCUGGCAGAACCGCGGUCAUGGGAUCUGCUCUGCGGCAUCGCUGGGUGGUGGUCCAACUCCUGAUGCAGGUGUGGCUGGCAGCAAAUCCAUCUCUGAGUGAGCGCCCGUGCCCCAAAAGCUGUCGCUGUGAUGGAAAAAUUGUUUACUGUGAGUCAAGCGCAUUUCGUGAUGUUCCCAAGAACCUCUCUGGAGGCUGUGAAGGUCUGUCUCUACGAUACAACAGCCUGGCCAUUCUUCGUUCUGGACAGUUUGUAGGACUCAACCACCUCAUAUGGCUCUACUUGGACCACAAUUACAUUGCCACCGUGGAUGGAAUGGCUUUCCAAGGAGUCCGGAGGCUUAAAGAGCUGAUCCUGAGCUCUAACAAGAUCACAUCACUUCACAACACCACAUUCCACCCAGUCCCUAAUUUGCGUAAUCUUGACCUGUCGUACAACAAGCUGCAAGCUUUGCAGCCUGGGCAGUUUCAGGGCUUACGGAAGCUUCUCAGCCUCCACAUACGUUCAAACUCUCUAAAAGUCAUCCCAAUGCGUCUAUUCCAAGAUUGCAGAAAUCUUGAGUUCCUGGAUUUGGGUUACAAUCGGCUGCGCAGUAUCACUCGGAAUGCAUUCUCAGGCCUGGUUAAGCUCACUGAGUUGCAUCUGGAGCAUAACCAGUUCUCAAAAAUCAAUUUCUCUCAUUUUCCUCGGCUUUACAAUCUGCGGGCACUUUAUCUGCAGUGGAACCGCAUUCGCUCACUGAACCAGGGCUUGACUUGGACCUGGGCCUCAAUCCAAAAACUGGAUCUUUCUGGGAAUGAUCUGACAGAGGCAGAUGCUGUAGUUUACCAAUGCUUACCCAACCUGCAGACACUUAACCUGGACUCCAAUAAGCUGACAAAUAUUUCCCAAGAGGUGGUUGAUGCUUGGAUCUCUUUGACGACCAUCAGUUUAGCUGGAAACGUAUGGGACUGUGGCACUUCCAUCUGUCCUCUGGUUACCUGGCUGAAAAACUUCAGAGGCGCAAAGGAGACCACUAUGAUCUGUGCCUCCCCCAAGAAAGCCCAGGGGGAGAAAGUGAUGGAUGCUGUUGAAGCUUUUGAUGUUUGUCACUCAAGCCCACUGACAACACUCACUGUGAGUCCUGCUCCAGCCCCAUCUAAUCUCCCUGUACAGACAGACUUUCACCCAGCCAUUCCUGCAUCACCUACUGUUUCUGGAAAGAGAAGAGAGGGAACCAUUGGAGCCCCCACAUCAUCAGUAGUUACCCCACCUGUGGCACUUCCACCAGAGCAGGACUUGGAGCCUGUGUCCUUCCAUAAGAUUGUUGCUGGAAGUGUUGCUCUUUUUCUAUCUGUUGCAAUGAUCCUGUUGGUGAUCUACGUGUCUUGGAAGCGCUAUCCUAGCAGUGUCAAGCAGCUGCAGGAGCAUUCAGCGGCCGCUCGCAAGCACCGCAAGAAAGUCAGAGAGACCGAGCGCACGCUGAGCUCUCCGCUGCAGGAGUACUAUGUGGACUACAAGCCCACCAACUCUGAGGCCAUGGACGUGCUUGUGAACGGGACAGGACCCUGCACCUACACUAUCUCAGGCUCCCGAGAAUGCGAGGUCCCUCACCAGAUGGGUGCACUGACCUUCUACCGCUAUGAACAACCUAUCGUAGACUACUGCCAGGCCCAUCAGCCCCUGCGGCUUAACAUGGGCUUUGAGGGACCCCCACAGGGCCUGGAGGACCUGGGACCAUGUGAAAGGGGACAGAUACAGACAGUGGCACUGCCAGCUGUUCCCUCUGCUGCCAGCAUAGGUGCAUCAAUGCCACGGCCUUGCUCUCCUCCACCCUCCCUUAGACCAAGCGAGGGUCCCAGCAGUGGUCCUUUCCCUAUUGCCGAGCGCACUGGCACGCUCAAAUUUGGACGCUAGCAAGUCAAGCCCGGUCAUGAAAGUCGGAGCCUUUGAUUCACCGUGACGUUAAAGUGACGGGGCAGGUGAGCUGGUUCUCAAGGGGGGCCUUGUUUUCUGAACAUGACUUUGUGAAAUAGAGAUGUAAAACAUGUGUCAUCUGUCUGUUCUCACUGAUAUACAACAGAGGUUGUGACAUCUUUACUGAUUGAUUUGUGUUUGUUUUCCUUUUUUUCCAAAGCACCUUAUUGAAAACAUAUCAUUACUGACAUAUUGAAAUCAUCCACCCCAAUAACUUAAACAUAUUACCUUCUUUCCAAUGUUGGUCUUUGCUAAAUUUCAUGUCAGCAUUGUCACUACGGCAAUCCAUGUUCACUGACACAUGAGAGGAAGGGAAAUUGCAAUAAUCAUGUGUUCAUAAUUACAAAAAGUUCAAAUAGUAACACAACAGAGAUGGAGUGGAGAAUCAUGUGAAGAGCAGGAGGAUUCUUACUGUGUCAUAUUCAGUUGCUCACAAAGGCAAAUCAAUAUCUUUAUAAAGACGAGUCAUUUCCUCAAGAAAAGCAAAGACAGAUUUUGCAUUUCCUUUGUGUUACAGUUGUAUGACUUUGUUGGUGAUGUGUCAUGUGGAAUUCCACUGACUGGUAUGUCAAACCAAAGAGUUUACUUGAAUUUUCUUUUAAUGCACAUGUGCUAAUUUAGCCAAGAGCAUUCUCAAAAUGCCACUUGUUUCACUAAUCUCACAUCUGCCAACUCAAAUUCACAAUUACAACCAAAUCUCUCGAUGUGGUCGUUACAGCUGGGCUGAGCUUGUCUUUACAGAUUUACCAGCAUUACUUAGAAGUGAGGGAGUGAAACUCAAAUGUAUCCAUAUGAUGUAUCUUACCUUCAAUUCACCAGUUCAGGUGUUACAACCACAGAAACAUUUGUGACUUGAUCAAUAAUUUGUCCAUGAUCCAUAGUACAUAGCCAUUUUCCACACCAGUAUGUCAAGUCUACGGUUUUCUCUUCAAAAGUGUGGAGUUAGGCAAGUGGACUUAAUGGAGUUUUGUUGUUGUUCAUCAUAUCUACACUCUUGAAGACACAGAACCUGAUUCACUUUGCUUUAUAGAGUUAAUCAUGGGGAUUUUUCUUUCCAAGAAAUUGUACAUAUAUUUAAAAAAAGGUCCACUUUACUGAAGGCCAAACCACUCUCGCCGCCUCAAACAGUCAUUCCAAGCAUUGGUGAGUCAACGUUUGACUUCAAUCAUUCUGGACAGUUUGCAGAACAACGUCUCUCUCCUGCGAUCCCACAUGUCCUUCAUCACAGAGAACAACAGUGCCUCGUGGGAGCAUAUCAGCACACUGACUCCUCUCUGACCUGCAACUGGACUGACUGGAGGUCAGUACUGGGAAUAUUGGCUGACAUCUCCUGGUUUUCAGAGGUUUUCAAGGCUGGUCUGUGGUGCUGGACUUUGUUGCACACGGUAACACUUUGUCCAUCUUGUAGAGCACUGCUGCAUAAUGACUAAGCAGUUGAUGAAGACUUGGGAUACGGCUGUGAUGGCCUGUCAAGUGUCAUCUCCGGCUUGAUCCAAGCAGUGCACAGAGGUUGUUUUGUGCAUGUCAGUGGACACACUCGCAGACGUGGAACUGACUGAUCUGCAGAUGAAUCUUUGCGAUAAGAGAAAACAACAGACAUUCUUUGGUUUGUUUGGUUUGUUAUUUUGUCUUUUUGGCUUCAAAGAAAUGUGACAGUUUUUCAUGUGUUCACAGAUGAUGUCAAGAAAUUGUAUAAGACUAAUCACAGGACAGAAUUGAAUAGAACUUAUUUAUCUUGUAAAUAGUGAAACUUUAAUAAGGAAGAAAAGUAUGAACUUCACUUCUUCUGAAACACAAUCUCCUUGUGACUAGAAGAGGAGCCUUAUUCAAUUUCCAGUGGGAAUGAUGAUUCCCAUGACUGGGGUUCCUAUAACACUCCUGUUGUUUUGAUGAUUAUUAUUUGAUGAAUAUUUUUCUAUCUGCUCCCAUCAUGAUUCCACCCCUCCACCAUAAAACAUGAAUGAUGUUAGUGUGGUUCUCAAAUCCAGUCAUUUUAUUGAAUCCUAUAAAAAGGCUGAAACCUUGUCCUUCUCAAUAUUUUCUGUUCAGACUUCAGAAAUGUGUAAGAGCUUAUCAUGCAGGAGUUGACUGUAUGACUUCUUGUUAAAUAACUAAUCUACAAUGUUAUGGUCGACUCAAGGAUAAAAUGUGCUAGUUUAGAGUUUAAUGUGUGAAAGAUUAUCUUUCUGUCUGUCUGUCUGACUUUCUUUAGUAAAUGUGCCAUUAUUGUGUUAAAUGUUUGACCAAAACCUGCCCAAAAAGACAAGCAACCCAAAAGUGUCCAUGAGUAAGAUGGGGUUCAGUCCCCUCUGUGUAUAGGAUACUGCAUACAGAGCAGUUGAUUCACUCAGCACAGGUGCUUAAUAGUGCUGGUGGAGUUUACUUUGUAACAGCAGCUGUGCCAACGUCUUUAUAAUUGGGAGCUCUCUCAAUUCUCUCCAUGUAUUGUCUUGCCUUGCUCUGUAUCACCCUGCUAACUCCUUGGCCUGAAUUUCAUGUCUGCGUCUUGGUGACUCGCGUGAACCGGUUUAAUGAUUUUCUAUUUAUGUCUGCAUGUUGAUAUUUUUGGAAACUACACCCAGUUAGGAAAGAGCACUGAACCAGAGACAAACAUCUGCUGUUUUGUAAAACCACAAGCAUGUGUCAUGGACAACUUCACUGUUUUCAAAGCAAAGUUAUUUGCUGUUUCCAUCAUGUCUCUGUCCUAAAAUGUAAUUCCCCAGCUUACAUAGGGAAGCUUGUGUGGAAAGUCAUUUCAGAGACAGACUUUCCAUUUAAUAAUCGUCUGCUGAAAGUAAUAAUAAUUACUUUCUUCUAAUAAUAAUCAUUUGUGACAGGCUGUACUCAGAGGUGUACUGCCGCCCUCCACUGUUUUCACAGCAGUGAUACUGAUUUCAAUUCAUUUCUAAACAGAGUGAUCACGGGUGAUUUUCCCUUCAUGUGUAAUCACAGAAUGUGUGUAUAUUUUAAAAUAUACUGCAAAUAAGUCAUGGAUGAGUCACGCCUCCCUCCCUGAUAACAUUGGAUAUUUUCACUGGAAAUGUUUCAAUCCUGCUGCCAGCAAUUAUUUAGUCUUUUUUCCAUUUGUGCUGUAUGUUAAUGAUGCAUGUUUGAGCUGAACCCCAGCACUGUCUGCACAACAAACACCACAAUGCCAACAGGCUUCAUUUUCCCCUUCUCUGCUUUGGUUAUUUAUGGUUUUGCACACACACACACAUACAGUAGCUCUGCAGAGUUAAGACUCAAGUCCACGCUGGACACGUCUUUUAUUUUGUUGGGGUGAAUAUGGGUGUGAAGAAUUGGAGUGAAAACUUCUAUAUUUCAUUGUUUAUGCUCAAAUGAAAAGCUUAAUGUAAAUACUGUAGGUCAGAGGAGACAAGGAACCACAGAUGCUCGAGUUGAGAUGGAUGAAUUAGGAAGUUCAAGGGGAUUUCAUUUAGUCACAAACCAUACCAGGCAGUUUUUUCCCCACAUUAGAAAAUGACUCAGGUUUAGCAAGAAGGUCAAUGAUGUGUGAUUGUCUUUUGGCUGCUGUAUGCCUGUAGGUGAUGCUACCUUCACCCAACAUACACUCCUUUUCAUACUUUAUCAGUUCCUGUUAAUGAGUGAUUUAGAUUUUUUACCGGAGUUUCAAAUCAAUUCAUAAUAUUUACAGAUCAACUAAUCCACCUUAAAUGUAUUAGGGAGAGACAUAAUCUUUCAAACUGAUGGUCCUUUAACUUCAUCCCUGCAGAGGAAGUGAUGUCCUGUUAAUCCAGGUCCAUGCAGAAAACAUGGUGGUAACAUUCUCAUUAAAGGCUAUCUACCAUUGAACAUAUUCUAAUUCAUUAACUGAUGAAUAGAUUUGCAAAAUAUGAUCAGGUUUGAUUUGGAUUUCCUGUUCAUUCAUCUUCAUACAUAUGUGUGUGUGUGUGUGUGUGUGUGUGUGUGUGUGUGUGUGUGUGUGUGUGUGUGUGUAAAGCAGCACCUAAUCCUCUACCUCCUCCGAUUGAUUGUUAUUGUUUCAUGCUGUUUCACGUUAGCAGGAGAUCUUGAACCUGUGACCCACAUUGUUCGGACUCUUGCUCAUGUUACAGGGAUUGUGUAAUCAUUAACCUCUGUCGCUGAAAAACACACUUUUUCAUAUUUCUGAUAAGCCUGGCUUAUUUGCCCAUAACUGGUUUAAUGUAGUAUCAUUAAAACGGGCUGUGCUGCAGUCCAAACAGAAAACAGAGAGAAACUGACAGAAAACAAUAUCUGAUUUGAUAUUUGCAUCACUGCAGGCUCAAAGCACUUUUCAUUCAAACCACAGGAUCCCCCGUCUCCUUACUCAUUUCUUGCAGAGAGUGUUGCUUUCUGUCGGGUGUAAAUAUGCGCUGCAUUGUUUUCUUUGGUAGUUGGUUGUUGACUUUUUUUUCCCUAUUUGUUUUUCAUUCUUUUUACUGUAUUCAGACCUUAUGCCUUUUUGUGAAGAACUGGUCCAAGCGCAAAAAUAUGGCUCUUCUUUGACUAUAUUAUUGUCAGAAAAUGUUUUGUAAAGAUUUUGAUGACGAUAUCAAAAUAAACAUCUAAAGAUGGUA
Molecule: messenger RNA, 6652 nt
Organism: Solea solea (common sole)
Lineage: Eukaryota; Metazoa; Chordata; Actinopteri; Pleuronectiformes; Soleidae
Product: leucine-rich repeat transmembrane neuronal protein 4-like
Exons: 3
Coding region: 156-2033 (625 amino acids)
Molecular function (GO): protein binding
Source: RefSeq, a predicted model, not a curated record